ACCGCUUUGUUCAACAGUAGGGGAGGGAGGACAGACGCCAGACAGACACAGUUGCUUCGCUGUGCCCGCUGCAAACGCUAAUAUACAAUUUGUCGGGGCGGAUUAGCCUGUUUAAUUUUUGUCCAGCUGUGUCAAAACACACCCCACGGACACUCGUCUUUCGUGGACACUGAGGAUUUUCCAUCGAGAGAUGUCAAAGCGAGUACGAAGCAGAGAGGUCUGCGCUGAUUGCAGUGCUCCGGAGCCACGCUGGGCCUCUGUCAACAGGGGUGUGUUAGUCUGCGAUGAGUGCUGCAGCAUCCAUCGAGGUCUGGGGCGACACAGCUCUCAAGUCCGUCAUCUGACCCAUUCUCCGUGGCCACAGUCCCAGUUACAGAUGGUCCAGACACUGUAUGGCAAUGGAGCUAAUUCCAUAUGGGAGCAUAGUCUUCUGGAUCCUUCCUCCUCCGUGAGUGGGAAGCGUAAAGCAAAUCCCCAGGACAGAGUUCAUCCCAACAAGACAGAGUUCAUCAAGGCUAAAUAUCAGAUGUUGGCAUAUGUUCAUCGAAUGCCCUGUCGGGAAGAUGAUAGUGUAACCGCAAAAGACCUCAGCAAGCAACUACACUCCAGUGUUCGCACUGGAAACCUGGAGACCUGCCUUCGACUCUUAUCUUUGGGAGCACAGGCCAACUUCUUCCAUCCAGAGAAGGGAAACACCCCACUACACAUAGCAGCAAAAGCAGGUCAGGUGUUACAGGCAGAACUGUUGGCCGUUUAUGGAGCUGAUCCCGGCGCUCUGGACUCCACUGGAAAGACCCCCAUUGAUUAUGCGAGACAAGCUGGGCACCAGGAGCUGGCAGAGCGACUAGUGGAGAUUCAGUAUGAACUCACUGACCGGUUAACAUUUUACCUUUGUGGAAGAAGACCCGAUCACAGAAAUGGGCAACACUUCAUCAUUCCACAGAUGGCAGACAGCAGUCUGGAUUUGUCAGAGUUUGCAAAAGCCGCGAAGAAAAAGCUUCAGUCGCUAAGUAACCAUCAGUUUGAAGAACUUGCCAUGGAUGUUUAUGAUGAAGUGGACAGAAGAGAAACGGAUGCAGUGUGGUUGGCCACUCAGAACCACAGUACUCUUGUAACGGAUACUACGGUUGUACCUUUUCUGCCUGUCAAUCCGGAGUACUCCUCUACAAGAAACCAGGGUCGUCAAAAAUUGGCAAGGUUCAGUGCUCACGAAUUUGCCACCUUGGUGAUUGAUAUUCUAACUGAUGCUAAACGGCGUCAGUGGGGCAAUUCCUGCGACAGUCCCAAAGAGAACGUUGAGCUUAUUCUUCAGGGCAUAGACAGCCGUCACAACAGCGAGAGCCAAGACAAUGAUCAGCCAGAUUACGACAGCGUGGCAUCGGAUGAAGACCCGAUCCAAGAGGCCACUUGCAGAGACAGCUGCAAUGACGGAAGGACCAAGAGCUCGGAGUCAUCUGACCUUUCUGAUGGACCAAUCACAGUGCAGGAAUUUAUGGAGGUGAAGAGCGCGCUCACCGCAUCAGAAGCCAAAAUACAACAGCUUCUCAAAGUCAACUGUCACCUAAGUGAAGAGCUGCGGUCGAUGCAGAGCAAGCUGAACUCUCUGCAGACUGAAAACACAACACUCCGAUGGCAGACCCCCAGUGGACAACAGCCCCUCCAGGGGCCGUGUGGUCGACACCCGCCCCGCGGAGGCCGUGCCCUGUCGAUGUAUGAGACGGGUUCUACUCCAAGGCAGAUCUCCCACCGGGUAGAAUCCGCACGCCAUGAAGACGGAGUCAUUUUACAACCCUUCCCAACCAAUAUUGGGAGGGGUCCUUUGGGGACGGCCGCUUCCUCCCUCCCUACCUUCCCCUCUUCCCUGUCCUGGUCGUGGGACGAGAGAUCUCGAAGGGGCUGUAGUUUGGAAGGACGGAGUACCAUGCUGGAGCAUGAUUCUGACACCACGCCCAACCACUCUGAAAUGGAGGGGACUAGAAGCCUUCGUCCAGCCUCUGAUGCUAUGGAAGCAGAGGCUAAAGGUGAGGACGAUGCCACCCUGCCAUGCACAGAGGAUGUCAUCUGCAAGACAGAGCAGAUCACCAAGAACAUACAGGAGCUUCUGAGAGCCGCCCAGGAGACCAAAAACCAAAGCUUUCUGCCUUGCUCUGAAAAGAUUUGCGUGGCUGUAACAGAGAUGGCUGCCCUGUUUCCCAAGAGGCCGUCCUCGGAGACAGUGCGAGCGUCUCUGUGUCUGCUCACGUUGAGUGCCAGUCGGCUGCACGGGGAGUGCCAGAAGGCUGCAGAUCACAGUCCCUGCCCCUCGGACAUCCAGCUGGUCACUCAGCAGGUCAUCCAGUGCGCCUAUGACAUUGCCAAAGCUGCCAAGCAACUUGUCACUGUGACAACCAAAGAAAAUAACAACUAGAACCCAAAGAUCUGAAGCGCCCAAAACACAGUUUGUCAAUGAUGUUACUCAUCAGUUGAUGCCAUUUUUCCCCCCAUAGUAAUCAGUGGGAACCUUUUUACAUACAUUCCUUGAGAAAUGUGUACAGAAAAAUAUACAAUGCAAAAUUAUUGAUCACUCAGAAGCUUUAUUUCUUUAGUGUUCCGGCACGGCAAUAUGGAGUAAACAAAUCCGAUCAAAUUAGUUACGACCCUUUACCUCACAUAGUUUAUCAGUUUAAUCCACACAAUUUCUAAUAGUGCAAUGUUGUGUGUGUGUCUAUAUAAAACAACAAUCAUCAAAACAAGCAGUUCAGCGUUUUACUUCAGUGAACACCAGAGUAGAUCAGCUGUUAUUUUUGAGAGUGUAAGACACCUGGCAUUGAGGAACAGAACACAUGGACUGUAAUCUACUUCAGUGACAUCAGUUUAUUUUACUUAAGCCAUUUAUAUUUGUUUUUUGUUUUAAAAGAUGCAAUGCCACUUAUGUAGAGUCCAAAUGUUUGUUCAGUAAACAAAGUGAUUAUGAGAAAAAGUGUACAAAAAUAGAACAACACGUGAGUACUAAGAGUGUGAUCUUAAAUUCCAUCCAGUUUCUUCACUCUGGGUGAAGGUGUGAUUAUACGCAUCGUUUCAAAAGUGUUUUUGGAUUUGUAAUGUUACAGCUGUUCUUCUAGUGUGUGUGUGUGUGUGUGUGUGUGUGUGUGUGUGAGAGAGAGAGACAGCCCUGUCUGACAUCCAUUUCAAAUCACUUUUAAUAGCAUUAUGCAAAUAUAUAAGAUGUAUAUGUACCCAUGUAAUUCUCUAUCAGAAAUAACCCAAAUGCUAUACUAUUUAUAAACUGUAUGUCAUACCUCUAAGAAAAUAUCAUUGUUUAUUUUCAUAAGCUUUUUGUUUAACACGAUGCUCCACGCAGGCUAAUGUUUGUUCUGAGGUCUGGGACGUCUCAGCUGGCAGUUAGUUACGGGCAACUUGUGAUUUCUGUUUAUUCAGUGUGGUGCUGUAACUCUGGUGUUUUUUUUUCGAUGCUGCCUGAGGUCAAUUACAUACUGCCACGGUUUACAGUGAAACCUUCAAUGUGCCCUCCGAGUGAGAGAAAACUGUUUGUAGAUCCUGGGUCUAAUGUGUCACUCAUUGCUGUGAGAUGAGUCUGAGCCUCGGGUGGAAAGACGACUAGAAUACUACACAUAACAGUGUUUGAAUGUACAGUAUUUGUUGAAUUGUUUUUACUAAUUUACAUGUAAUUGGCAUUAAACAGCCACUGAAGCA
Messenger RNA from Solea solea (common sole), 3693 nucleotides. Its product is annotated as ARF GTPase-activating protein GIT2-like. Bases 191 to 2407 code for a protein of 738 amino acids. Gene Ontology annotation, molecular function: GTPase activator activity; protein binding. NCBI's taxonomy places the organism in Eukaryota, Metazoa, Chordata, Actinopteri, Pleuronectiformes, Soleidae. The record is from RefSeq and is a predicted model, not a curated record. Gene Ontology annotation, biological process: brain development; regulation of ARF protein signal transduction. The transcript has 20 exons.